This is a messenger RNA of Hemibagrus wyckioides, 6276 nucleotides long. It is a transcript of the gene sh3tc2, whose product is annotated as SH3 domain and tetratricopeptide repeats 2. Gene Ontology annotation, molecular function: protein binding. The coding region runs from base 1692 to 5990 and encodes 1432 amino acids. The record is from RefSeq and is a predicted model, not a curated record. Gene Ontology annotation, cellular component: recycling endosome. Gene Ontology annotation, biological process: regulation of intracellular protein transport; regulation of ERBB signaling pathway. NCBI's taxonomy places the organism in Eukaryota, Metazoa, Chordata, Actinopteri, Siluriformes, Bagridae. The transcript has 18 exons.
AUCAGAUAGCAAGAUGAGAAUUAGGGUCGGUGUGAGCGUGUGUCUUUUUCAGUCCACAUUCUUAUGGUUUGGAUGAACUUAAUCUCAGUGAGGUUGUGCUUAAUCGUUGAGGUUGUGCUGUUUUUUUUUUGUCCAGGAUGGCAGUGCAGAACACACUUUAAUUUUUCUCUUUCAACUCAGUUAUUUUUAUUUAAUCUAACGUUACCCAUGUUUACACCCUCUGACAUGCCUUUUCCCUGUCUCUUGGUUAUCAAAGUUUUUUUUAUUUGCUAGCCUUUCUGAACAUGUUUGCUGAUCUUUUUGGCCAGCAUGGGAGAUAUUCUAAUCUUAGUGCCCAUGCCCCAUACUCAAGUUACAGGCUUUCCCUCUCUAUUCAUGGACAGUGACACACAUUCACACUAUAACAAAUGAUUUAUGACAGUUUUAUAUCUUAUCUUCUUUUGCGUUUAAGACAUUUUGUUUAAUAAAACAUAAUCAAGAUACUAAAAUGACUAAUAACUAACAACUUUUAAUUGUGUAUUAUUAGACUCUGCUAGUAGAAUACUGUUACACAAGUGUUAUAUGCUGUUACAGACAUAUUCAGACAUGCCUGUCAUAUGACUACAUCUAGCUAUUCUCAUAAGACACAAAUUUGAUUUGGAGUCAUCAUACUCUACUUUCACAUAAACAAUGCAGAAUAGGGACGAGUGUUCAUGCAAAAGACUGCAGAAAGUAGAAAUACAGGCGACCACAGACUGACACUACGGCAAAGAGCUUAGGAAAAAAACAUUAUAUAGAAAAAAGAAAGCAACUUGUGUGAUUUAACACAGCUGCCUUUUGCAGUACUCUUUCACAUAGAAAGAAACCUCCAUUUACACUGUGGUGUACUCAAGCCACUAGGUGAUGCUGCAGAGCUGGCUUGUUCCUCUCAUUCCUUCCUGCUGGACGUUUACAAAGGAAAUUGGGUGAAAAUAAUGUGGGUCUGUUGGCAUCAGGAUUGCUGAGCCCAUAGCACAGGCAGACAUCCUGGCAUGAACAAUGUGGAGCUGUCAGCUGGUCACCCAGCCCAGAAAUAUUCAGAGAAUUAUAAAGGAGAAAUACAGUUAGAAAAUCUGUUAAACUUGCAGAGAUAUAUGCAAUGCCUUAUAAAGACAUUGUCUGUUUGGCAGUGCUUUUGUUGUUUGUGUUUGUCAGACAUCGAGGGCCUGAAUACUUACUUUACAAAAGCCCCCCCUCUGACAUAAAGAGCCACUGACCAACCCACACCAGCAUACCAACAGCAACACGCUCUUUGUAUAUUACAUUUGCAGACCAUCCAGAGGGAGCGAGAGAGAGGAGAGAGAAAGAGAGAGAGAGAGAGAGAGAGAGAGGGCGAAUGAGAUAGAUGCUUAGAACAAGUUGGAGUCUAUACUAAAUGCUCAAGACGGAUGCAAAGCCCAUAAGAAUGAGGGCAACGAAAAAAGAAUAAAAAGCUCAGAAGUCUUUCUAAUUAGCUAUUCACUGGCUAAUACACAGGACAGUUUAAGUGGAUCUUUCUUUCAACGGGAGCUAUUUAUCUGCGGGCGUAAGAGAGUUUGUUGUCCACAUCAUGGCAUGCUGCUGCUGUCCAGCUCCGUGUCUGAGAAACUGCUUCUUGCUUUCAGGUUGGUCCCAUAAAUUUUUGAAAUGAAAUGGAACAUACACAGGCAGACAUCAGUUCAGGUCCAUGAAAUAUGGGUAAUAGACCAACCCAUGAAGAUAUAUCAACUCCUGAUCUGAAUACGUUAUGGGAAGAGCCCCAUUAUGCCAAUGAGCUCUUUCCAGGAAAUGAUGUCAUGGCCACUGGAGAUGAGGAAGUGGAAACAGAGGCUGAGGUAGAGGGUGAGGGGAUCACCGGUGAGAGUUACUGGAAGAGGAAGGAAGCUCUCAGCACUGUCUCCUUGGCUGUAGGAGAUCACUUCUCUUCAGAUGUGAUACUGCUAUUCAGUGGGAGAAGACGUUCCAAUUUGGAGCCAGACUGUGUGCUGCAGGAGGCACUACGCACUAGGCUAAGGGUUGUAGAGAGCAACAGCCAAGAUGUUAUUCAGCUUUUUAAAGAUCUCUCUGCACGCUUGGUUUCAGUGCAUGCUGAAAAAGAUCAUUUUGUUAUUACCUUUAAGACAGUGGAGGAAAUCUGGAAGUUCUCUACAUACCUGGCUCUAGGAUAUGUUGCAAGAUGUUUGGAGAACUUUCUGUGUGACCAGACUGUCUGGCUGGACCCUGUUUUGCUUAGUGAUGUGGAAAUUUGUGUGACAGUAAAUGAGGAACAUCUAGCAACCCUCUAUCUGGGGCUCUUACUUCAAGAAGGUUCAUUCUUUGCAAAAGCUCUGGUUAACAGUGAGCAAUGUAUAGAGGAAGAAGAUGAAUUGGUCUACAAGAAGAAUGACCUUGUUAUGGUGAAGGAUAUUGGACAGCAGUCCAUGUGGGAGGGAACCCUGCUUUCUACCGGUCAGCAUGGCCUAGUGCCUGUUCAUGCAAUGCAGCCUCUGCCAUACCCUUUUUACCAGUGGUUUCUUAGGAAGUACCAUGGCAAUGCAGGAGGGUUUUCAUCCACAAAAGGACAAACUGACCAACCUAUAGUAACAGGAACUUGUGUAGCAGUAGUGGACUAUUGCCCAAUGGUUAAAGAUGAACUACACCUCAGUCAAGGAGAUCUGAUAGAAGUUGAAGGCUUCCUUAUUAGCUCACUGAACACGUUCAUUGGAAGACACCUCUCUAGUGGACAGAUAGGAUUUGUUCACAUGGCCCAUGUGAAACCUGAAGAUAUCAAGCCACUCAGUGGACAAUUGGUCUUUCUGAGUGAGGAGGAGAGAGUGGCUCUCUCGCAGUUUAACCCCUGGACUGAAAAGUGCCACACUGGUCUAUUGGACAAACUCUUCUCCACUGACAUCAGCACUGUAUACAGAUUAGACAGACUGGAUGACUUCGAUUUUACCUAUAUCCGAAACCAACCGAAACAAGAACAGAAAACCCCAGUAGAUGCCAGGAAAAGCAUUAUACUGGAACAUAUCAACACCCCACCCUAUCACUCCUCCCCACGACCUUCCUUCUAUGCUUCUCAGAGUUGUCUAGACAGGGACAAUGAAGCCUUCUCCCUCAGCCUGGAGGACACUUUCCGAGAGAUGGAUGAGUAUGAGGAAGAUCCACCCUUUAUGGAUGAAGGCAUCUGGGAAACUGAAGAAGCUGAGAUUGUUGACCCCAUCUUAACCCUCCUCAACUUGGACCACUUCCAGGACUCUUUUUAUGCAUUUUAUGACCUCUCCUACUCCUUCUUGGACACAGUCUUUGGUGGGCUUCAAGUGGAUGAGGUGCUCCUGCACCUGGAGAGCUUGCGAGAAGGAGCAAAGAAAGGCAGAAUGGUGUGGGCCCAUCGGCGAGCCUGCUUCCUUCUAGGCAGAUUAUGUGCUAAAAAGCUUAAGUACUCUCAGGCUCGAGUCUACUUUGAAGAGGCAUUGAAUGUCCCUGUAGAGGGCUUUAAUGACAAACCACUGUUGAUUGCUCUGUAUACUAACCUUACAGCUGUGUACCUGAAGCAAAAGAUGACAGAUAAACUGCCUUAUACAUUAGAGAAAGCAAGUGCUCUUAUACUGUGCCUUCCCCUUCAUAACUUCUGCUCUCUAGAUGAGUUUGAACUGCUCAAGCCCAUUCUACGCAAAGCUAUUGUUGAUAAUGAUAAGUACCUUGAGGCACGGAGUUGCUAUCUAAUCCUCUGUCUAUUUCUGCAGAACAGAAAGAUUGAGGAGGCCUUGCCUUUUGUGGAAAGACUUCAGUUUCUCAAUCUCACUCUCUCAGCAGAAGAAGGAAGGCCUAUAGGGCCAGUUGACCUUAACUGGAUACUAUGCAGGCUCUACCACAAGAAAUAUCUUCCAUACCUUGUAUUAGCCUCGCUCAGUCUAGAUUCAAGUCAGGAUCAUUCUUUGGAUAAUGCUUUUCAAAAGAUUGAACUUUUCUUGAAGAACUCAGUCAGACUGAAUCCUCGUUGGAAGGAUGGCUCUGCUCUGCUCCCAGUCCAGGUUGUAGUUUACCUUCAGCAGGCAUUGUCUAUAGCCAACUGUGGUGAACACCUGAAGACCCAGAGAGAUCUUUGUCUGAGUUUGGCAAGUGUCUACCAGCAGUAUGGAACUUUGGAGAAGGCAGUUCGCUAUGCCCAACAAGCAGUGCAGGCAGGAAGUCACAUUAAUGAGGAGGAGGGUUUUGAGGCAUCAGUGCUGCUGGCCUGGCUCUUAGUGCUCACAGAGGAACCAGAUAGAGCCCAAUCUAUUUUGGAACCUCUCCUAAAGUCACUGUAUAAAACUGACAGUCCAACCCAGUGUGGGGUAGUCCACAAUCUACUUGCGCUAUGUCUUCAUAAACAGGGGAAGGUCAGAGAAGCAGCAAGGAACUUUCACUGUGCUCUCAAAAUUUCACAAGAAAAUGGGAACAAGCAUAAUGAAGCUCUAGCUCUGGCUAACCUGGGGUGCCUUGCCUUAUCAGUUGGGGCUCCAGGCCUGGCAGAAAGUUUCUUGCUCAGAUCUCUGAACCUUUUCCAGUUUCUUUCUGAGAGCCCCUCAGAUGAAGAGCAUGUUCAGACUUUGCUGUGGCUAGGUAGAAGCUACAAAGAUAGAGGAGAAAGUCAAAAGGUUAGGCUGUGCUAUGAGAUGGGUCUUCUGAUUGCCAUCAGUGCCAAGAACCUGCACAGUCAGAUGGUUGUUGCAAAGGUGCUCAGUCGUCUAUAUGCUGACUUAAUGUUGUAUGGGCAAUGUAUAAUUUACUAUGAGCACUGUGUGGGGCUUUCCAGAGAACUGAAGGAUAAACGUCUGGAGGGAGAGUACCUGGAGGUUCUCAGUAAUCUCUACCUUUCACUUAACACUGAGAAGUCCUCGCGGAAGUCUCUGGACUACACUAAGCAAAGUCUAAGGAUUUCCAUUGACUUAGGAAAGAAACAGGAGGAAUCAGAGACAUGGCUACAGGUGGGCCGAAUCUACUACUUGAUCCAUGAGGAUGAACUGGCAGACAUGUAUCUUCAGGCAGCUGUAAAGACAGCUCUAAAGAUUAAUGAUCCAUGCUUUGCUAUGAACAUUUAUGAAGAGGCUGGAGAUGUCUUCUUCAAAGGACAUAGAAACCGACUGGCUGCCGUUUCAUUUUUUAGAGAUGGGGCUCUGCCAUUUGCAAGAUGUCUCAAGGAUGUGCAUUCAGAGUUCAGGCUUUUGUCUAAACUCUCUGAAUUGCUACUGAAAGAAGCUCAGCACCAGGAGGCCUUGAAGUAUGCUACACUUGCAGUGCAAAUCAGCACCUCAACUGGUGUACACCUAAAUGAGAGGGUGUCUUACCAUCGCCUGUCUUCAAUCUACUUCACUCUGGAGCAGUAUGAGAUGGCUGAGAAUUACUAUUUGAAGGCUCUGUCUCUCUCUCCCCCUGUACUGGAGCAUGCAGAAGAGGCCCGCUACUAUGUUAAAGUGUACUGCAGACUAGCUGAUCUGACCCUACAUAAGCUAAAGGAUGCUUUUGAUGCCAUGGGAUAUUUCCACUUAGCCCUUGCAGCAGCUCUGGAAGAUGGAGGGAGUCUUCAGGCCAGGUACAUAAUUUACAUGAAGCUGGCAGAGAUCCAUGCUAACUAUUUACCUGAUGCGGAGCUGAGCCAGAGAUAUAUGGAUAGUGCAUGGAGCCUAAAGAGGGAGCUAGCAGGGCACACAGACUCUAGUGACACAGACGAGGAAUAUAUUAUCCAUGCUGCUACAGAGAAUGAUGAUGCCAAGUUGACCACUUAUUCCAUUGAUGGGUCAAGGAGCUCAGACUUCAGCAGUAGGAGCAGUACUCUUGUAGGCUCAGACAUGAUGGACACUAGCUGUACAAUAACUGCUCAGAAGGAAGCUGGAAUAGGGACUGAUUACAUCUGUGGAGAAGAUAUGGAGACAUGUGGACCUAGACAGCAUACAACUUCUGAAACAAGACACACUAAUGAAAGGCUCUGUACCAGCCACACAGAUUCUAGCUUACUAUGUACAGAAUUUUGAUAAUCCAAUCCCCACCUCCAAGGCACUUUGUUAUGGAAGUGAAAUAGCUUAAUUCAUGUCAUUUGUUUAUGUAGUUGAUUUUUCCUCUAAAUACAGGGGAAAUGUCUACUGUUAAAGUACUCUGAUUUUUUCAGAGCAAGACCACUUGUUUUAUAAUAUAUGUAAAUAAUACUGUUAAGUUCUAUGUAUAUUAUAAUUAUUACUCUGAAAUGAAAAUCUUUUCAUUUUUUAUACAUUUUGAAGAACUUAUUUGAACAUGGCUUAUUAAAGUCUAAUCAAUCCCUAA